This is a messenger RNA of Annulohypoxylon maeteangense, 1567 nucleotides long. Its product is annotated as riboflavin kinase. Gene Ontology annotation, molecular function: riboflavin kinase activity. Gene Ontology annotation, cellular component: mitochondrion. The transcript has a single exon. The record is from RefSeq and is a predicted model, not a curated record. Gene Ontology annotation, biological process: riboflavin biosynthetic process; FMN biosynthetic process. The coding region runs from base 498 to 1145 and encodes 215 amino acids. NCBI's taxonomy places the organism in Eukaryota, Fungi, Ascomycota, Sordariomycetes, Xylariales, Hypoxylaceae.
CGAGACGCUUGUUCAAAAGGGUAAUGUUACAUACAAGACAUAAACUGGGAACAAGGUUCUUUCCGAGACAUUUUCCAGGGGCAAUUAUCGAUAAGCUUUAUCUUAUCAAUCUGCAAUUACAUGCCUGCCUAGAAGCAAUACAGUGCGGGCGAAACAUCGCAACCCCCGCCAUGCAUUGAUUCCAUAGACGUCCACGAGUAGCCAUCGGAUUUUCUACUCAAGAUUAUGUCACCCUUCGACUUCUAAUCCCUUUCGCUUGCACUAUAGACCCGAAAUAUAAUACCCAACCAAAGAGUAACUUACCUUCUUUAUUAAUAGACUUACAAUAGACCUCAUCGCUUGUCCACGGGAAUAAUAAAGCCACCGAUCGGCACCAAACCCCGCCAUCCCAUCAUCAGCAUCAUCGCGCCGCCCAAUCCCAACCAACCAACUCGAGCACCUACCAACAAACCAACAUACCUUACCCGCCCAACCCAUCCACAAAACCUACAAACCUCAUGGCAGCGGAGAUAGAGCGCCCGCGAAUCCUCUACGGACCCGCGGGCCCAGAGCCGCCGUACCCGCUGCGCAUGGAGGGGACCGUGAUAUCCGGUUUCGGCCGCGGGUCGAAAGAGCUAGGAAUCCCAACCGCGAACCUCCCCGUCGACGAGGCAGCGACGCCAUGGAUCGCGACUGCGAAGUCAGGCGUAUACUUCGGCUACGCAUCCCUUGCCUUGCCGCCAUCCCACCCCGACCACCACGCACGCCACCAAGGCAACCCCCUCGCCCCAGCGUCCGCGCCUCCCGCCCCCCUCUCCUCCUCCUCUGUUCCUCCCACCGCGCCAACCUCCCAAUGGCAGAUCUACCCGAUGGUGAUGUCGAUCGGCUACAACCCAUUCUACAAGAACUCGGUGCGGUCCGCCGAAGUCCACGUCCUGCACAAGUUCGCCGCAGACUUCUACGACGCGCCGAUGCGUCUGCUGAUCCUGGGUUUCGUGCGCGAGGAGCGGGACUACCCGUCGCUGGACGCGCUCGUCGUAGACAUAAACGUGGACUGCGAAGUGGCGCGGCAGAGCCUCGCGCGCCCCGCCUGGACCCCGCGGCAAGGCGUUGUAGACGGGGCGAGUGGAGAGUUUGAUGGAUCUUGGCUUGUGCGAGAGGAGUGAUGGGAGGGAGAGAAAGAAGGGGGUUGAUCUACGUAGGCUAGAUCUACGGGCUGGCUACAUAUUACCUACUCGAGUUAAGUCUGGUCUGCUUUAUUUUAGCCUUUGGGGAUAUAGGCGCAUACAUACACAUACACAUAUACAUACAUGGGUAUGUAACUGUAUGUAUGUAUCGUAUCUAGCAUGAAGCAAGCAUGAGGCAAGAUGUUGGCAGCGUGGGUAAGGGUAAAGUCGGGAUUAGGAGGGGUAACGUAAGCGAAGUUACCCGAAGCGGCCCGAGGCAUCCAAUGCGAAAACUUCCGAAAGCCCGCGGGACACGUGAGACGCCUUAAAACGAUAUAGUCGCUUUAUAGACGUUCUAAGUUGGUUCAUUGGUGGUUGAGCGUUCACCGUAUAGAAUAAUAAUAGACCGUUCCAAGUUUCAG